GGUUCUGGUGAAUGGACAGGUAAUGAACGAUCACCUAUUUGUUGUCCCACCUCAGCACAUGUAUCGGUCCGUAUUCUGCCGACAAAUGGAUAGGUUGCUUGGCAACGUCGCACAAACGAAAAUGCAGUAGAGCUUAUCCGUAUUUCCUUUCCGGAAAGUCUUUUUCCUGCAGUAUCUGCAGCCGUAUGUUAAAAGUUGAUAGUGUUUUUGGUUGUGGCGAUUAAAACAAUGCCUGGAACAUAUGAUCCGUAUUGUUUCUACUUCCAACGAAAUAUCAGUAACGCCAAGUGCAGUGAAAGGUUAAAAAUAUGUAACAGAACCUGUUAAUCAAGUAUUGAAAACGAAGGAGAAAACAUCAAGGGAAAAUGGAGCACGCGGACUUGAUUCAAGAGAUGCCUCAUAUCGAACAAAUGCCUACUCAAGAAAGACUGAUAUUAGCCAAGAAGAGACGGAACCAUCAACUAAAGGUUUGGUCGCAAAAAGAGAAGGAGUACAGUAAGAAAACGCAUAAGCCGAAAACGUCCAAUAAGAGAAAUAUAUUUUUUAGCGAAAGCGUUGUACUUCUUGAAGCAGCUUCCAGAAAUGAUAUAGACGAAGUGCGACGGUUGUUAACUAAGGGGGUGAGUCCAGAUUCCUGCAACGAAGAUGGUCUCACUGCUCUACAUCAAUGCUGUAUAGACAAUAACGAAGCCAUGUUGAAUCUUCUGUUGGAAUUUGGGGCAAAUGUCAACGCGGAAGACAGCGAGAAGUGGACGCCUCUCCACGCUGCAGCAACUUGUGGGUUCCUAAGAUUAAUCAAGAUCCUCAUCGACAACGGUGCUAAUCUCUUGGCUGUCAACGCCGACGGCAACAUGCCUUACGAUAUCUGCGAGGAUAACCAGGCGUUGGAUUGUAUCGAAAUUGAAAUGGAUAGAAGAGGGAUAACUCAGCAGCUCAUAGAUGAAACUAGGGCUUCUACAGAGAGGCAGAUGUUGGCCGAUCUAGAGAUGAAGGGAAUGAGAGGUGAAGAUUUGGAAGCGUACGACAUUCAAGGUGCAACACCACUUCAUAUUGCCGCUGCAAACGGGUAUAUCUCAGUGGUCGAGUUUCUAUUGGAACACGGCGUGAGGACAGAUGCCAAAGACAAGGACGAUUGGCAGCCAGCUCAUGCUGCAGCUUGCUGGGGUCAUCUAGAAGUCAUAGAGCUACUGGCACAAGCCGGAGCGGACUUGAACGCAAAGAACAAGCACGACGAGACUCCAUUUGAUAUCUGCGAAGACAUCGAACUGAAAGAGAGGAUAUUGGAGUUGAAGACAGAACAAGAGAUCAAGAGGCAGGCCGAAGCCAAGCGAAAAGUAAGAAGAUCGCAGAGCAACACAAGGACCCAAUCUGUUAGGAGAACGUCAUUACGAGAUAAGGGUAUGACCAGUCGGAAAGACGCGGUUGAAGAGGCUAGACUCAGGCUGGAAGCAGAAAGUCAAAAGGCUCUCGAUACUACGGAUGACCCCCAAACUCAGUCCAAACCUCCCAAAGUACCAAUAAGCAAUAACGUACUCACACUGCCAGCACAACCUAAACUGAAAACUAACAACGAGCAAACAAAACACGAGGGCAAUUUAAUAUGCAAUAACAACGAACCAGCCGAUGCCGACAAAUCCUUCGAAUUAGAAAGACGGACACCAGAAGGUAAAGACAGCGAUUCCCUGCUGGAAAGUCCCAUAGCGGAAUCCAACGAAAACUCCUACACCACAGACGUGAACGGAAAAGUCACCGUGCAUGUUGUUGUGACAAUAAAUGGAAACGGCACACUGGCGGAUUUGAAGAAGCAACGAAUGCAGAUAAGAAACAACAGCGGAGAUGUCAGUACUCUAUCCUCUCCGGUCAACAGUAUACCGGACAACGAUUCUGCCACUGUUCCAACAACAGACGUGGUGAGAUUCACAGGAGAAACCACCCAAGAAAAUGUCGGAUACUCAAAGUCAAAAAGAUGCUGUGUUAUUCAAUAGAUACUAGAAAAAUGACUGUCCGUUUAACUUAAUCAAAAUUAGUUGUGGAUGUGAUAAAAGUAACGGCAACUGAUUAUUUUAUGUCUGAAAGUUCCUGCUAUUUGCCAUUAGGAAUUAAAAAAAAACGUUUUAACCAAUUUCUACAACGUCAAUGGAGCCAGAACUUGUCUCCAAUUUUUUAUGUUUUUUCGAAUUUGAAAGUUUUUCCUUAGAAAAAACUAUAAGAUAAAUCCCAGUUUUCUCCGUCCGAUCUGGACUAUUUUUAUCUUUACUGAUAACAAGGAAUAGAAACUUCUAGCUGUAGUACCUUAAUGAUAGAACGUCCACACUCAGUCCUCCUGUCAGUACACGGAUUAUAAAUGUUUCUGGUCCUACCGGCAGGAUUUUUUUGUCUGCCAACAGUACCUACACUAGAAUUUCCCAUAGGCGUAGAUACUUUACCUUCCCAUCAUUAAAUUAGCUCAGUACUGAGUUUUACCAUGCAUUGAGUAUAAUACUCGAUGGUUUUACUCAACAAAAUUCGAUUAAAAAAUUAUGAUUGAUUUUCCUGUAUUAGUUUUCCCAAAUUUUCCGAAUUUUUCUUGGGAACGACAUACUCAUUCUAUUAGCUGAGACGUUUAGUUUUCGAAGUUGUUCAAUAUAUUUGCUAUUUUCAAUAAACGUACCUAGAGGUACUCAUAAAAAAAAUUUGAAAUAAAAUUUAUAUAUUCACCAUGCCCGAAAAGACAAUAUAGUAGGAAAAAUUUUGCUGGUAACACACUAAAAUAUAAGAAAGGGAAUCAGCACUGGAAUUAUUUACCUUGACAUUUCUUCAAUAAUCCCUAAUUCAUAGGCAUUUCCUUCAUCAAUGUCACAAAGAACAAGAGCUGUGUUGCCAACUACAUUCACACCACAGCACUUGUACAUUCCUCACCAAAUACGAAAAGGCUCCAUCUAUUUAUUCCUUCAUCGAAAUUAGUAGCUUUUGUGGAAACUUUGUCAUUCUGUCUCAUUUUGUUUCUCAUUUUUGGUGAACGCCUGUGAACGACUGAAUGUAAACCUAACAAGUCUUCUUGUUGUUAUAAUUUGGUAUGUACUGGAGCUAGAGAGUCGAAACUUGCACAUUUAUAUUAGGCAAAUUUCUGCAUUCUUUCGAAUGGUGAUGAUUUAGUCCUUCCAGCGUCCUAUGUGAAAUUAAACAUUUGCUGGCAUGUUAAAUUGAACUGGCAGCAGACCCAUUAGACGUUCUAUCAUUAACGGUCAUUUUAUUCAUUGUAGAUAAAAACACAUUGUGUAAAUAUCAAUCGCAAAUUCCCCACGAUUUAUGAGUUGUCCCAAAGAGGCAAUAAUAUACAAAUACAUUCCAAAUAUUGUGAUAAGUCUUAAAUUGUUAUAUUUGAUUCGUGGUAUGAGGUUUUCAAUUAAUGAAAAAAAAUCUUAUUUGUAUAUAUACCUACUCAUAUAUUUUCUGCCGGUUAAGGCAUUUCUUCGAUGCAUUUCGUUUUGUAGAUUUCAGAAUAUGUACUCGCAUUUUUUAAUUGUAAAUAAGGUUGAUAGUGCCUGACACAAUUUUACCGUUUUUUUUUGUAAUUUUCUUUAUUUUUCUUUCAUAUUCCGGAUGAAGUAAAUCAUUGAUUUGAAGAAUA
Molecule: messenger RNA, 3610 nt
Organism: Coccinella septempunctata (seven-spotted ladybird)
Lineage: Eukaryota; Metazoa; Arthropoda; Insecta; Coleoptera; Coccinellidae
Gene: MYPT-75D
Product: protein phosphatase 1 regulatory inhibitor subunit 16B
Exons: 8
Coding region: 366-1985 (539 amino acids)
Cellular component (GO): cytoplasm
Molecular function (GO): enzyme inhibitor activity; phosphatase regulator activity; protein binding
Source: RefSeq, a predicted model, not a curated record